This is a messenger RNA of Glycine soja, 942 nucleotides long. RefSeq lists its product as uncharacterized. The transcript has 3 exons. Bases 114 to 809 code for a protein of 231 amino acids. Lineage: Eukaryota; Viridiplantae; Streptophyta; Magnoliopsida; Fabales; Fabaceae. Gene Ontology annotation, cellular component: endosome; trans-Golgi network. The record is from RefSeq and is a predicted model, not a curated record.
AAAGAGCAACGGUAUAGAAUUUCAUCCACAGGAAAAGAAGGGGAAAAAAACAAACACUAGGCAGUGUCUGUGUUCUCUUCCGUUUCCGAUUAUUCCAAUUCGAAAUCUGCAGGAUGAGAGUGGAAAGAGAGAGGAACAGCAACACAGUGAUGCCGCCGGCGGCGGCGGCGGCGGCGGGGGGGAGGAGAAUCGGGUACAUAAACGCGCAAACGGCGUCGUUGCAGCAGCAUCAGAUCCGUGGCUCCUCAGUGGUGACGUGGUUCCUGCAGAGGCCCCACUCCAUCCCCUUGGUCCUCGCCGUCUUCCUCUUCCUCGCGUGGCUCUCACUCCGCCUCCAGCGCGUGGCCUACGCGCCCCCUCACUCCUUCCAAACGGACAUCAGGGCCAACCUCGCCAGGUUCGACGCUUCCGAGGUCGCAAAGGACAACCGCGGCUGGAUCUUCGAUCCUAUCGCCCUCGCCCGCGCUUCCGGCAUUUCAGGUGGAGCAGUGUCGUGUGCGUCGCUUCACGUGGGAGAAAUUCGGCCGGGGAAGAUAAGAGCGAAUCACAGACACCACGAUUCUAAUGAGACUUUCCUCAUUUGGGGCGCUGCUACCAAGUUUAGGAUGGAGAACAACGAUGAAGAUGAUGGUUAUGCUGAAGUGAUCCUUGGCAGAGAUGAGAUUGCUGUAGCUGCAAGUCCAGUUCACAAAGCGCAUGCUUUAGUCAACAUUGAUUCCAUUCGGAGUAUCUUCUUCAUAGGAUGUCAAGACAAUGUUGUAAGCUAUAAUGCAUCUAGUACUGACUUCAAUGUUUGGAAAGAUCUUUGAACAUUUUUUCCAUUUUUUGUUUCUAAAUCUGAAAAUGUAUCUGAGCCUCCAUAUUGCUGCACAGCAUGAUGAAGUUUUGACCUAUCAGUUGUCUAUAUAUCUAUGAAGCUUAGUUACAAAUUCGGUUUGUGAA